Molecule: messenger RNA, 2337 nt
Organism: Actinia tenebrosa (Australian red waratah sea anemone)
Lineage: Eukaryota; Metazoa; Cnidaria; Anthozoa; Actiniaria; Actiniidae
Product: neuropeptide receptor 22
Biological process (GO): G protein-coupled receptor signaling pathway
Cellular component (GO): membrane
Molecular function (GO): G protein-coupled receptor activity
Source: RefSeq, a predicted model, not a curated record
UUUAAAUAUUCUUAAAAGGGGAAGUUGUUACCUGACCAUUUCUCCUGCUGUGCUAAUAAUGUCAUUACAUACAGACAUGGUCUAAAAGUAGCACCUUGUGUAAACAGUGCGUGGAGGACAAUCUCUUUCAUAAAAGGCAGUGUUUUCACUAGAAAUGUUAACUUGCCUAAAAUUCCUGGAGGUGUUUUAAUCCGACAACCACCUUUCAAGAAUAACACUGUGAUUGGCCCAUUUAUUUGAUAGGACGACUUAAACCAUCUUGCUAGGUAGUUUAACUUUGCCUUAUAUCCGGUGUUAUAUUUAAGCUAGUUUAAAUGGUCCUAGUGAAAACACUACAUUCCACUGAUUUCGUCGUUUAUUGAAAAGAUGAACAAUUAACAGCUUUUAAGCACUGCCUAGAAAUUACCUUCUGAAACCUUAACGUUGAUCGAUCAUUGUACAAGUUGUGUACGAGCACAAACCUACUGCACUAAUAAUAUCAUAGUACUAUUGGUCAUCAAGAUCAUCAGGUGUGGGAGAGCACUGUCUAGAAAUUAUCUUCUGAAACCUUAACGUUGAUCAUUCUACAGGUCGUAUACUAAUGGAACACAAACCUACUUGCUAAGAAGAUCUAGCGGAGUAAUAAACGCUGUUUAUAUUAACCGAUAGUAAUUUAAAAUUCUAAGAAUUCUCUGAAGACACAUUUGUUUAAGUUAGCUUUUAAUUUAUAAUUUUACAAUUAGUACAAUUUUUAUCGUUUUGUUUCACAUAUUUUUAUAUCUUAAUUUUUAAUUAGCUUAGUUAAUUAUGUAUUAUUUUUUAUUAGUGAGCGCUCUGAGCAAUUAGUGGAUUUAGCGCUAUAUAAAUAAAUAUUAUUAUUAUUAUUAUCAUUAUUAUAGUAAUCGUGUAAAUCAGGAAGCAAUAAACGUGCAGCUAUUUGCUUUUAACGUACUUAAUCCUGCUCUGCGCCGUCUAUUGUUGGAUCGGGCAAGAAAUUCAAAGGAGCCACCAAAAAUUGGAAACACGAAGAGUCGCCUGCAGCUCGGCGUUAUUGCCUAACGUUGGUCAUUGAACAAUUCCGUGUACGAUCGGCAAAUCUAUUGCAACAGUAAAAGACACCGUCAAGGAUUCACUAUGAACUUGAACAAUUCAUCCCAUGCUAAUGAAACACUGCGAGAGACAUCAGGACUAGCAGCUCAUACUAAAAUAACCCUGUGGUGUAUUCUACUUGUCUGGUCUCUACUUGCUAACCUACUCGUCAUCGCUGUCGUGUAUUGCAAUCAAAACUUGAAAACAAAUAUGAACUACUUGAUUGUCAAUAUGGCUGUAUCAGACUUGCUCAUUCCAUUGAUAGGAAUACCAUUGAUGAUUUCAAACAACAUAUUACGGCCUGGUGAAUGGUUAGUGGAUGGUACUAUCGGUGAGGCACUGUGUAAACUGGUUUCCUUCCUCUCUGCUAUAUCACCAUACAUUUCAUCCAUCAGUCUGUUAAUCAUUACAGUCCAAAGGUUUAUAGCUGUUGUUUACCCUUCUCACAGGCAAAUUUUAACUUGUAAAACAGGAUGGUUUUUGAUGAUGUCUUUCCCUUGGCUCGUAGCCAUGGCUCUCUUCUCUCCUUCCUUUUACACCAAUCGUCUAUCAAAGGAAUGGGGCUACACGAUGUGUGAAUACUCAUGGUCACCAGCAUUUGACCCAAAGAAAGCUCUUAUAAUAUUCCUGUCUAUAAUUGCAUUAGUGGGCUUUAUCAUUCCUUUGAUCGCAAUCAUAAUCUUGUAUACCAUUAUACACUAUAAACUACGUAAAAGCUUGAACAACGUCAAGGAAAUAAUUGCAAUAGAAAUGAUACGUUCACGACAGCAGAGAAACAGAAGGAUAUUCUACAUGUCAAUAACUAUAAUUGUAGUGUUCACCAUCUGUUGGUCUCCUUUAGGUGUACUGCAUUUCUUGUUUUGGUUGCAACCUCCUUCCGUAUUGUCGAUGGAUAAAGAUAUAAUACGAAAUAUGUUUUUUUGCUUUACUUAUCUUUGGUACUUUCUAGCAGCAAUCAAUCCCUGCAUUUAUUUUCUUUUUCUGAGAGACUUUAGACAAGGACUAAAAAGACUUGCCUGCAGAAAAACUACAAAUGAACAGACAUAUACUUUAUGUGUAUGUUGUGUCAGGACUGUGGCAACAGAUGCAACUAGUAAAAAAGACCCAACAUGUACACCACCUCACAUCAAUACCACUUCAUUCUAGGAUGAACAUGAACACUAGAUGCACCAGAACACCAGGUGGAGAUAGUAACCAGGACCCAACAUGUACACCACCUCACAUCAAUACCACUUCAGUCUAGGAUGAACAUCAACACUAGAUGCACCA